This is a messenger RNA of Syngnathus typhle (broad-nosed pipefish), 10051 nucleotides long. RefSeq names its product zinc finger protein 462 (gene znf462). Gene Ontology annotation, biological process: regulation of gene expression. Gene Ontology annotation, cellular component: nucleus. The record is from RefSeq and is a predicted model, not a curated record. The coding region runs from base 479 to 8287 and encodes 2602 amino acids. Lineage: Eukaryota; Metazoa; Chordata; Actinopteri; Syngnathiformes; Syngnathidae. The transcript has 13 exons.
UCCCGGGUUAGCGGUUUGGUGUUGGCGUGGAGUGCCGAUGAAGGAUGAGCUUCUCGGGCGUCCAUUCCGCCGAUGCUCACUCGUCCUGUGUCCAACUCUCGCGCACCCUCUGGUGCUCGCUCGUCGCCUGCCGAACUUCUGCUCCUUCUCCUUCUGCUCCUUUGUGUGACCCGCUCGUCACAUUAUCAUUGGUGUGGUGGUGGUGGUGGAGGUGCUUGUCUUCCUGCUCUUCCUCCUCCCCGCGUGUGAUUGCGAGCCGCUCGGCGGAGGAGCUCAGGUCAUCUACAGCUGCGUCGGCGAAGAAGAAGAAGAAGAAGAGGAAGGAGAAGAAGAAGAAGGAGAAGGAGAAGCAGGAGGAAAGAUGGCGAUCACCCACUAGCCGGAGCGGGCGCACGCAUGAGACCGACAACUUUGGAGAAGAAGGAGAAGAUUGCAGCGGUUUCCCUGAUUUUCCAGGGAGUGCUCCCCUUGCUUAGUGAUGGAGGUACUGCAAUGCGACGGCUGUGACUUUCGCGCCGACUCGUACGAUGACUUGAAGAGCCACAUUCAGGAAGUGCAUACAGCCUUCCUACAGCCUGCCGACGCAGACGAUUCAGACUCACCGAAAGCCGACGAAGAGGAAGAAGACGAGGAAGACGAUGACGACAAGCAGCCGGAGGAGGAAACAGAGCAGGAAACCGGAGACAAGGAUGACAACAAUUGCACACCUCCUGAAGCUGGAAUGAGUCCCAACUCUGCCGACAGCCCCAGCAAGGCAUCGCCGAAGCAAAGCCCCGAGACCCAUCUGCUGUUUUACCAGUGCAAGUUCUGCGUCCGUUACUUCAGAUCCAAGUCGUUCCUGAAGAACCACACCAAGAAGGUGCACAAUGUUGUCGAGGAAGACGUGGUCCCACAGAUCUCCUCUCAGACGGAAAAUUCUAAAGGGUAUUCCUGCCAAUAUUGCACCUACAAGACUCCACGCAAAGCAAGGAUGAUGAAGCACCACGUUAUGUAUCAUAGGCAAGUUUCCUCCGGGGUCUCCGGGACUGCCUCAGAGACGGCCGAAGCUGACGAAGAGUCGUGUUCAUCCAGCGGCCUCACGAGGAGGCUGUUAGCCUGCGAAUGGUGCGACUAUGAAACUGACCAGAAGGCCAGCUGGACCAAUCACGUGGUCAAGGAACACGGCGAUAAGGUCAAUAUAGUGUCCAGCAUUCCCAAACCAGAAGGAGAUGCAUGUGCGAGCUCACCUAAACCAGAUUCCCUAUCCCAAAGCCCCCCUGGAUCAAAGACAGCUUUGACUGAAGGAUAUGAGGAGUCAACGAGAGAAAUGCUCGAAAGCGCAUCAGCGAAGAUUGCUGCAGGAUGCUCUGCUUCGCCCAAGGUGCCCAACAGAGCCAGUGAUAUAGAGGCCAACUUACUCAACGAAGAGGACUCAAGGAGCAGUUUAGAGGGUGAAGAUGAAGAACUAGGUGAUAUGGACGAUCCCAACUACACUGGAACGCUGUCGGCAGACGCAAAGCAGCUAUUAACAGAUGAGGACAAUAAACUGCUGGAGACGAAAGGAAUACCGUUCAGAAAGUUCCAGAACCGUUUCCAGUGCCCCUUUUGCUCCUUCCUCACCAUGCACCGGCGUAGCAUCUCGCGCCACAUUGAAAACAUUCACCUCUCUGGUAAAACCACAGUCUAUAAAUGUGAUGAAUGCCCGUUUAUUUGCACCAGCCCUCUUAAGUUAGGCACACACAAACAGAGUCACAGUUCCUCCGACGUGGAGACCAUGGACCUGACGAGUGACAGCCCAGAUCCUCACAAUGACAGCACGACGGAUCCCGUCAACGGGGGUAAUCUAAGUAUAUCCAAGAUGAAUGGCAAAAAGUCAAUCAGCGGGUUGAACGAUCAACAGAAUCCACACCGCUGCACGCUCUGUAGUUACUCCACCACCACUCUGAAAGGACUGAGGGUUCACCAGCAACACAAGCACUCUUACUGCGAUGACAUGGACCCCACGGUCUUUGAAAGUCAGUUGGCUGACCAACUGGACACGGAUGUAGCGGCAUCACCGACUUGUCUACAAAAAACCCAGACCUCGAUUUUAGGGCUAGCCACCAAAAAACCCUUAGUCAGUGGUAAGCGUGCGAGGAAGUCCAUCAACGAUUUGCCUUUGGAUUUGUCCUCAGUCAAAAAGAGAACAAGAAUUGAUGAAAUUGCCAGCAACCUUCAAAGCAAAAUAAGCCAAAGCCAGCAGGACCUGAUCAUAAAUCUGGACGACGUAGAUGACGAGGACAUGGCCGAGCAUAACAGCGACGCGGGAAGAAACCACAAAGGGAAAAAUGCCGUCUUUGCUUACAACAUACUACAGCCUCACUCAAGGGAUUCCCCUCUCAAGGGAAGCAGGAUAGGGAAAAGAAAAAGCAACCCCAAAUCAAACGCCAGAAGCCUUCCUCUGUCCCAGACUCUUUCUGACGACAGUGAAAACAUUUCAGGUGAUCUGACUGAAAGUCGCGAGGCUACCCAAGAGCACAGCGACUAUUCCGGGGAUCCUGGAAUGGCGCGUUUCUAUUGUAAACACUGUGAUUACCACAACAAAUCCGCUCGUAGCGUCAGCACCCAUUAUCAGAGGAUGCACCCCUACAUCAAAUUCAGCUUUAAGUACAUCCUUGACCCUGAGGACCAGAGCGCUGUCUUUCGCUGCUUGGAGUGCUACAUUGAGUACACAAACUACAACGACCUACACCAACACUACAUGGAUCACCACCCGGAAGCUAGCAAUGUGCUCAACUUUAACCAACCCAAUUUGGUCUACAUGUGUCGCUUCUGUUCGUACACCAGCCCCAAUGUACGAAGCCUAAUGCCCCACUACCAAAGAAUGCAUCCCACCGUCAAGAUCAACAAUGCAAUGAUCUUCUCUAGCUAUGUUGUGGAGCAGUCGCACAAGUCUGGCGAAUCACAAACCCUGAGAGAGAUUUUAAACUCCGGUCCCAAAACGUUGAACUCGGCCACGUCCACACCGAGGUCCACCUCGAGCCCGUUGCUUAAAACGACAUCCAAGACCCCCGAAUCAGGCACAGAGAUGGACUCCCUCAAGGACGCCAUGGCCGGAAGUGUCGUCGUAUACGAUUGUGACGUCUGUUCUUUUUCUAGUCCCAACAUGCACUCUGUUUUGGUCCACUAUCAAAAGAAGCACCCUGAGCAAAAGGCGUCAUAUUUCCGCAUACAAAAAUCCAUGAAGGUUGUGUCAGCAGAUCAGCCCCUCGCAAAUGCAUCCUUUAACUUAAACACAUCAACUACCCCCAAGAAAUCAAGCGUGGCAUUGUACGGAUCAGAAGAGGAUAUGUUCUACUGUAAACACUGUGUAUAUAGCAACAAAUCUGUUGUGGGUGUGCUGGUGCAUUAUCAAAAGAGACACCCCGAAGUAAAGGUGACGGCCAAAUAUAUCAAACAUGGUGCCCCCACCCCGGCCUUGCUGAAACUAAUUGACGAAUUACAAAUUGCAGCGCCAAAGCAGUUCAUGACGCAGUUCCCAAACAACGGUCACGAUGGCUCCAACAACUCCAGCCCUAAACCGGGAAGUGGAGAGAAGUGUGAGGACGAGUUGUUCUUCUGCCAGCACUGUGAUUACGGCAACCGGACUGUCAAAGGAGUGCUCAUUCAUUACCAGAAGAAGCACCGGGAAACCAAAGCUAACGCCGACCUCGUGCGUCGCCAUACCGCCGUCGUCCGGAGUCAGCGUGAGCGCGCUCAGUCGAGCAGUGUCUCGGCCCCUCCCGACCCGGAAAACACUGCGCCCCUACGAUCCCUGAAGUGCAGACACUGUCCUUACACAUCUCCUUAUGUCUACGCCCUCAAGAAGCAUCUCAAGAAGGAUCACCCAACCGUCAAGGCCACAGCCUUGACAAUUUUAAACUGGGCUUACCAAGAUGGCAUACUGGAGGCGGGGUAUCACUGCGAGUGGUGCAUUUACUCCCACACCGAGCCUCACGGCUUGCUCCUUCAUUACCAAAGACGCCACCCAGAGCAUAAUGUGGACUACGCCUACAUGGCCAGCAAGCUGUGGGCUGGACCAGAGACCACUAAACAAGGGGGGAGCCAAGAAACAAAACAUUACAAAUGUAGGGACUGCGCCUUUGAGGCUUGCACCGUUUAUGACAUAACAAGUCACUAUCAGGCAGUACACCCCUGGGCCAUCGAAGAGGACGAAGCUGUGAUUUUGGAUAUCAUCAAUGGAAAGGCUUCAGCCGAGAAGAUCACCACAGAACACACGUCUUUUAACAACCAGUCUAUGGAAGACGAAGGCGCUCUGUACAUUGCCACACCGCCCCGAGAGAGCAACUCACAUCCCGCUCACCCACGUCUCUCUAUUUCGAACAAUCCCUAUCAGUGCACUGUGUGUCUGUCCGAGUACAACAGCCUCCACGGCCUCCUCACCCACUACGGCAAGAAGCACCCCGGCAUGAAAGUCAAAGCGGCGGACUUUGCGCAGGAGGCGGACAUCAACCCCAGCUCGGUGUACAAGUGUCGCCACUGUCCCUACGUAAACUCCCGCAUCCACGGUGUCCUCACCCACUACCAGAAAAGACACCCCUUGGUUAAAGUCACGGCAGAAGACUUUGCGGACGACAUUGAGCAAAUUGCCGACUCAAAUGAGGUCGACGACAAAAACAAGACUCAAAGGCAGGGCUACGGUGCGUACAGAUGUAAAAUGUGCUCGUACACACACGGGACACUGGAGAAACUCAAAAUCCAUUAUGAGAAAUACCACAAUCAGUCGGCCACUGAGAUUUUCUCUCCCGGUUUGACACAUUUCUCAGUCAGCCAAGAGACAGAACCAGUGGCGGAAUGCAGUGCCAGUCAUACAUCAAGCACAAGGAAAGUCCAGGAGGUCAACGACGCGGACUUCACCCUCUCACAGUUACCCAUCAAUAAGCCUGAGAAGCACGCCGUGUUCAAGUGUCAGCUUUGCAAAUACUUCUGCUCCACUCGCAAAGGCAUUGCUCGCCACUACCGCAUCAAGCACAACAAUGUCCGUGCUCAGCCUGAAGGUAAAAACAACGUCUUCAAAUGUGCUCUGUGUCCGUACACCAACCCGAUUCGCAAGGGCCUGGCAGCGCACUACCAGAAGCGCCAUGAUAUCGAUGCCUACUACACCCACUGUCUGGCCGCUUCCAAGACCAUGACCGAGAAACCCAGCAAAGUAAUAUUACCGCCCCCUUCAGAACAGGAGAAUUCGGAGAUGACCGAAGAAGUCCGCUUGGCCGUAGAGAGGCGAAAGUGUUCUCUUUGUCCCUUCCAGGCGUUCAGCAGAAAAAGCAUUGUGUCACACUAUAUCAAACGCCAUCCAGGCGUCUUCCCCAAGAAGCAGCACGCUAGUAAACUCAGUCGCUACUUUACUGUCCUCUAUGCCAAAGAACCAGAGAAACCAGAAGAUAGUCCUAUGGACGAGGACGUCAAGGAAGCGUUGCAGGAUGCCCCUGAUAUCGAGCAAGAUGCGGACUGGCUGCCAUUUAAGUGUCUCAAGUGUUUCCAGUUGUCCUUCAGUACCGGCCUGCUGCUGUCUAUGCACUACAACGACCACCACAGGGCAGACUUCAAGCGGGACUUUGCCGUGUCGCCGGAACCUGAGGAGGACGACGACGAUGCCUCCGAGUCCUUCCAGUGUUCCCAUUGUGAGCUGAAAUUCCUGUCUCUCCCCACGCUCGCCACGCAUCUGCUCAAUCACAACGAGGAGUUUCAGAAAAGGGCCACUCGGCUCGAGAGGAGGCGUCAGCUUCUCAGCAAACACAAAGCAGCGGCCGUAUCAGAAAGCAAGCCCGAGAAGGAAAGCUGUGCAAACAAAAAUCCUAUAGGCUUCAGGUGUAACUUUUGCAUUGAGGUGCACACUACCAUCCGCGCCAUCUGCAAUCACCUGAGGAAGCAUGUCCAGUACGGAGAGGUCAAAGAGGGACAUGUCAAGCAGGAAAUCAGUGAGGUGGCCCUCACGGUGCCGUCAGAGAGACUCGUUAAUGGUGAUUUGGAGGAGGAUGAAACCGGAAGCCUCCAAAGACUGGAAGACGGCGUGAAAGGCCUCGCGUCGCUCGCUGCGGCUUCUUCCACUGUUGCUACAGCAACACCGGAACCAGACUUGGAUGCCGUAGAUGGGAGGUCCUCGACGCUGAAGCAACGGCUUGCGACGGGGGGCCACCCAUGCGCCCAGUGCGACCGGGUCUUCAUGUCCAUGCAGGGUCUCCGUUCCCACGAGCGGAGCCACUCGGCCAUGGCCAUGAUCAUCAGGGAGGACAAGUAUAGCUGCCAGUACUGCCAGUUUGUCUCACCCUUCAGACACAAUCUGGACAGACACAUGCAGUCACACCACGGCCAUCACAAACCCUUCAAGUGCAAACUAUGUCCCUUUAAGUCUGCCUACGUGAGCCGCUUGAAGAGCCACCUACACAAGGCACACACUGGUGAGCAGUACACGUACAAGUGCUUGUCCUGCCCCUUCUCCUCCAUGACCAUCAGCCAACUGAAGGAGCAUUCGUUGCGAGACCACGGCGAAGCUCUAACCCUUCCCAAACUGCGAGCCGCCACGCAGGCUGCUCACGCCGCCCUCAGGACCCCCACCCGACCUACCACCAAUGCGGAGCAAAGCCUCUUGACUCCGGACGAUACCUCAUAUUGGGAACCGAGUGACGUCCACGAACAGCUCAGCCACUACCAGAUCUCUUUUCGCAGUCACACGUCCUCCGGGGAUAAUCGACCCGACAGCAUCCUCACCUGUGAGUUCUGUGAAUUCAGCUCAGGCUACAUGCAGAGCCUUCGGCGACACUACCGGGACCGCCAUGGAGGCAAGAAGCUCUUUAAGUGCAAGGACUGCUCCUUCUUCACCUGCUACAAGAAUACGUUCACCUUGCACGUGGAGGCGGGCCACAACAGCAGCAACAACAACGCGCAGGAGGAUGUCCAGAAAGACCUUCGCUGCCCUCUUUGUCUCUACCACACCAAAUACAAGAGCAGUAUGAUUGACCACAUUGUCCUACACAAAGAGGAGCGUGUGGGUCCGCUGGAGGUGAAUCGCUCCAAGCUGUCACGCCACCUGCGGGGUGUGGUCUUCCGCUGCCACAAGUGCACGUUCACAUGCUCCAGCGACCACGCCCUGCAACUGCACCUGCACAAGCACGAGCUCAAGCCCUACCGGUGCCAACUGUGCUACUACGACAGCCGCCGCCGCAACCAGCUGGAGGAGCACCUGCGCUUCGAGCACAAGGUCAUCCGGAACUUUGAGCUGAUGGGCCGCGUCAAUUUAGACCAGCUGGAGAUGAUGGAGGAGCAGGAAAACAGCAGCAGUGAUGAGGAGCCGCAGCAGCAACAGCAGCUGGAGGAGGAGGAAGAAGAGCAGGAACAGGGCGACAGGAUGGAAAUGGCGGUCGACGAAACCGUGGCUUUGGCGGAGGAGGACGAAAUCAUGGAGGUGGCAGAGAACCCGAGAGAGGAAGAGAGAGGUGUAUUGGAUGACGAGCGGGAAGACAGCAUCCUAGAGGAAGAGCAGAAUGAGGAGGAGUUCCAAGAGAUGGAAGAAGAAAGGCCUGCACAACAAGGAAUUGUUGCUUCUCCAACAAGCAGCAGCAGCAGCAGCUGCUCUGGAGAGAAGCGUAUUCCCUGCGAAUUUUGUGGACGCUGCUUCACGAACAAUUUGGAGUGGGAACGUCAUGUCCUUCGGCACGGCAUGACGGUGACUAAUAGUCAACAGGAAACCAGCACAAACUCCAACAUGGAGGCCUCUGCCCCAAACUCCAACACGGAGGCCUCUGCCCCAAACUCCAACACGGAGGCUUCUGCCCCAGACUCCAACACUGAGGCUUCUGCCCCAGACUCCAACACUGAGGCUUCUGCCCCAGACUCCAACACUGAGGCUUCUGCCCCAGACUCCAACACUGAGGCUUCUGCCCCAGACUCCAACACUGAGGCUUCUGCCCCAGACUCCAACACGGAGGCUUCUGCCCCAGACUUCAACACGGAGGCUUCUGCCCCAGACUCCAACACGGAGGCUUCUGCCCCAGACUCCAACACGGAGGCUUCUGCCCCUGACUCCAACACGGAGGCCUCUGCCCCAAACUCCAACACGGAGACCUCUGCCCCAAACUCCAGCACGGAGAUCUCUGCCCCAAACUCCAGCACGGAGACCUCUACCCCAUCCUCCCUCUCUUCCACCAUUGUUGACACCAGACCAGAACUUUCCGUCAACCAAGACGAGGAUCAAAACACGACUCUUUCGCCGGGUCAGGGCACGGAUGACGGGGAGCCGCCUGAUGCCAAAAAGGAUCAACAGUUGGGUUGAUCCAAGUGGGAUUUUUGGAAGUUAGGUUAAAAUAGGACGUUAAAGGAAAAAAAAAGUGAAAAGCUUUUACGAGCUCACGCAUCAUUAGAGUGUAGUAUAUAUUAGGUUGUGCUGCUUUAAAAAACAAACAAAAAAAAUGGCGGUCCCCUAGGACAGAUUUUAAUAUAUUGGUAACCAAUAGUGAACUUUAUUGCUGACAUUCUGGUCAAAAAGUACAAUGAAAGAUGCCACCUGUCUAUAUACAAAUCUAUUUAUAGAGAAUGUUGCCCCAAAAUGAUUAUCCAAAUUGAGCGUAUUUGAAGCACCUUUGACAUUAGAAAAAAAACACAAGUAAACAAUGUAGAGAGCUACCUUAUCUUUGUCCCAUUCAAACCUUGUGUUAAAACGUUUAGGAAGGAUCGCACCUUAUCUAUUUUACUACUAAUCCUCAUUGGUAGAAACAAUUUUGUAGCGAGUUGCUGUUUUCCAAUCACUUAUAAUUAUCAUUAUACUACGCAUUAGACUUCAGUCCCUAGUUGUUUGGACUGUACUGUUUAUAACAGUUGCUCAGUUAUUUCAUUUAAGUUAUUUUCACCCUCCACCCCAUACUUGUCCCGUUGUCUUCAUUUAUGUGCUUUUUUCUUUUCACGGCUAAGGAAGAAAACAAAAAAGGCAUAGAUUGUAUUUGUGUUCAAAGUUGCUGCUCGAACGCCCAAAAGCCUUAUUACGAAGAAACAAAAUAUAGCAAUCAGACAUUUGUCAAAUGCCCAAAUUAGCGAUGUUAUCGAAAGAACAAUGAGCACGUUUGAGAGCACGUUUGAGAAGUUUUAUUGUGCAACACCCGACUAGGUUGUUAAGCCUGCUAUGUUGCGCUGCUGUGGAUGUCUUUUCCGUUUGCGGACAAAAGGGAACUCCAGCUGGCAUUCGUGUACAGAACUAUUUGUUACAUGUUUGAAAUGUGUUCUUUCGGAAAGGAUACGCUAAAACCUCCCCCUUUUUUUUAAUCUUUCAAUGUCCUCCCUAAAAGAAAUACAGGAGUUGAAUUGCAUCAGAACCAUCUUAAAGUCAACUUUUGCUUCAAGCUACAAGACACUGUUACAGCUCUGAGGUAGAAUAUGGCUGGGUUGACAUCGUAUGUAUGUUCUUUCCAUUCUUACAGCAUAGCGGCUUCACAAAUCAACCCGUCAAUCCCUUGAGAUGUGGUUCCCGCUAAUCCUCGACAUUCGUAUCAGUCACCAUGCCCGUACUUGGCUAAAGGCGGGAAUAUAUAAACCUAUAUGUGCUUCUCUUUUACCCGACUUAAUCGUAGCGAUCGGGUCGGUGCAGAGUUCUCAUUUCCCAGUUGGACCUCCCCUCUUUGUGAAAACCAGAUACCGGGACAAUCUUGGAAUCUGAGGCCCUUGAAACUUGAUUUUUUUUUUUGUGAUUCUGUGAUGAUCUUGAAUAGUUUGUGAAUCUCCCUCACUGUGUGAUCGCAGUCUGGUUCUGACUGUAAAAAAAAAAAAAGAAGAAAAGAACCCCCCCCCCCCCCCAACGUUGAGUCCCUGCUGACAACACACUGGAUAUAUAUACUUUGUACAUAUGUUUUUUUUUCUUCUAUCCAUAGGUUAAAUAGAAUCUGUCCUUCUAUGCCUUCUUGUUUCAAUCUAAAUCCCUGAUAUGGUGGGUUGUGAUCGUUGCCUAGGAUGAUUGUUUACAAUUUGAUUCCAUGUUCUCUGGAUAUUCUGUACAUAUUGUAAUUCAUUGUCUUUUUUUAACUUGGUAAUAAAGUUAUCAGAUAACUCA